Messenger RNA from Blepharisma stoltei, 4913 nucleotides. The record is from the annotation of a GenBank genome assembly. Lineage: Eukaryota; Ciliophora; Heterotrichea; Heterotrichida; Blepharismidae.
AUGCUCUCUGCCUUAUUUAUUGAUAUCAGAAUAAAUCUAUUCUUAAAUAUGCAAGAGGAUCAGCCAAUAAAAGCUACAGCACAAGAUGCUCUUUCCUCAAAGAAGUAAUUUUGAUAUAGCUAUGCUACUCAACUAGGCUAUGUUCACGAUCCUUUUAUCUCACUCUUUGCAAGAGACACAGUGAAAAGGCCUCCUCUUAUAAAUCGUGGCUACUGGGCAAGAGUCCAUCGAGUUAGAAUGACAGUUGAAGAAUUCUUGAGAAUUGAUGAUGAUAAUAAACAAAUUAUUUCCAUCGGCGCUGGCUUUGAUACUGCUUAUUGGCUGUUAAGAACAGAAAAGCCAGAAGCCCGAUUUCAAUAUGUCGAAAUCGAUUUCGAAGAUGUUUGUAACCAAAAAAGCCAAAUAAUUGGUUCUAAUCCCCAAUUAUUCUCCAUGAUAUCAUCUCCCAUCACUCCAAACCAAGAAAUACUAGCAAGAGACUACAAACUCUUGCACGCAGAUUUAAGAAACUCCAGAUUCUUAAUGGAAAAACUAGUUUUACAUACAAAUAUAUCAGCGCCUACUCUAAUAUUAGCAGAGUGUGUGCUCGCUUAUAUGGAAGCCCAGCACUCAGAUUCUUUAAUUGAAGACUUCUCAAAUCUGUAUCCUAAUUCUGCGUUUUUGAAUUAUGACAUGAUCCAGCCUCAUGACCCGUUUGGAAGAACUAUGAUUCAGAAUCUACAUGCCAGGCAUGUCGAGCUUAAAGGAAUUGUUUCUUAUCCGACGGUGGCUUCUCAUUUAGACAGAUUUAGAAGAUUUUAUGAAAGAGUGGAUGGUUAUAUAGCUUUUUUCGGGUAUUUUGCGUUGAAAGCGAUGAGGUUUGGGAUUGACGGCGAAGCCUAUUUCCUAUACAAAACGGGUCGAAUGGCGCAAGAGAGAGAGAGAGAGAGAUUAGUUAGAGAGGUUAAGCGGGGAUUAUUUCAGCCCCUAGCCAGUCGGACUUCAGCUUCGUGCUUCAUGUGGCACUAAGCACUAAAGCCACCUAACGCCCUUUUUCUUCGGAGCCAUCAAAAAUGGUGACGUCCUCAGUCUGUCGGGGAGACUCACCCGAUCCUGCUGGAUCAAAAAUUUCGGCAAGGACUCUCUUAACCCCUGGUGGUGCUCAGGGUAUGAGAGGAUCGUCCAUUGUCUUCUUCUGGAACCACCUGUGCCAUUCGCAGGCACCAUAAUGCUCCUCCAGAAGUGCUUGAUUGAUGUUGCGUCGUCGGUAUCUUGUCUGUGGGUCGAGGGGAAGCCCAGUCAGCCCAAGCCUGCACCCCACCCCGGAGAAUUGCCAUCUGCGACCCCUUGGCCUUCCGGCCGUUUUAUUUUUUUUUUACACGGCCGAAUUCUGGGAUUUUUUUGCUGUUGCUGAGCCAAAAUGGAUUUCCAUCUUGCAAGAUGGAAAUUCCGAAUGGCGCAAGAAGAAACAUACUUAGUAGAGUAUAGAAAGAUAUCGGGAAGGAAGUAUCUGAUAUGAGCUAGAAGUGCACAUAAGAUUCCUUUGUGGUGAUUCCCUUCUGCUUGAGAAAACAAGACCUUUGUCACUUUUGCCUCCUGGCUUUCUUGGGAUUGGUGUGUUGAUUCCAUUUUUAUUAAAAUUUUUGACAAACCUAAAUUUUUUAACAUGUCAUUUUAAAAUUGAAAUAUUAAUUAUUUUGGGGGGCUACUUAUUAAAUUUUAACCCAUGGAGAUAAAAAUCCUUCUGAAGCUAUAAGUCUUAAUAUUAGAGGAAUUAUUGAGCUAAAAGACUCAAUUUUUCUUAAUCAAGGUUUUUAUUUUUUCUUUAAAGUGUAUAUAUUUUUAAUUUUAAUUAUGCUAUUUUUUUUUAUUUUUCUCCAAAGUCUACUCAAGAUUUUUCUUUAAACUACAAGUGGAACAUGAGCACUUGUAGGAAAACUAAAAUGUGCUUUCCGCGUUUCGCACUUUUUCUUAACUGAGAAGUUCGUUUCAUGUACCAUUUUGUAUGCACUUACAUUUUAUUGCACCAUCUUGCAUAUGCACUGCCAUCUUGCAUUUUAUUUAUCUCUAAAUUCUACUGGAGAUUUUUCUUAAAAUUACAACUGGAGCAUGAGUACUUGUAGGGAUAGUAAAAUCUGCUUUCUGCGUUUUGCACUUCUAAAUUCUACUGGAGAUUUUCCUUCAAAUUACAACAGGAGCAUGAGCACUUGUAGGGCUGCUUGAAUCUGCUUUCUGCGUUUCGCACUUUUCUUAGCUGAAAAGGUUUUUUCAUGAACCAUUUUGUAUGGACUCGCAUCUUGGCUUCCACCAUCUUGAAAUGCAUUUAUCUCUAAAUUAUACUGGAGAUUUUUCUUCAAAAUGCUACUGAAGAAUGAGCACUUGUAGGGCUUCUAGAAUCUGCUUUCCGCGUUUCGCACUUUUACUUAGCUGAAAAGUUCGUUUCAUGUGCCAUUUUUUAUGUACUUCAUCUUGACUUACACCAUCUUGAAAUACAUUUUUUUCUAAAUUCUACUGGAGAUUUUUCUUAAAAUUGCUACUGGAGCAUGAGCACUUGUAGGGUUGCUCGAAUCUGCUUUCCGCGUUUCGCACUUUUGCUUACUCCCCCCCCCCUCCGUGAGCGAACAAAAAAAUUUUGUUCGCUCACGGAGGGGGGUUAAUUUUUUUUUUUAAAAAAAAUUUAUAUAUAUAAAUUUUAUAAAAAAUAUUUUUUUUCGAAAUUUAAAAAAAAUCCUAAUUUGCAAAAAUUGGGAAGCAAAUAUUAAUUUAAUUUGCAAAAUUUAUGUUUUAAAAACGCAAUUUGUUUAAAAUUAAACAGAAUUAGCUCUAGAUUUCAUUAUACUAAUUAUCACUUAUAUAUCAAAAUUUUUUUCCAUUAAAAUUUUUUCUAUUAAAAAAAUUUUGUUUCACUCACGGAGGGUGGGUUUUUGGUCAAAAAAUGGCGAUUUUUCUAAUGGUUUUGUUCGCUCACGGAGGGGGGGGGGGGGGAGUUAGCUGAAAAGUUCGUUUCAUGUACCAUUUUUUUAUGUACUUCAUCUUGACUUACACCAUCUUGAAAUACAUUGUUCUCUAAAAAUCUACUGGAGAUUUUCCUUCAAAUUGCUACAGGGGCAUGAGCACUUGUAGAGCUUCUAGAAUCUGCUUUCCGCGUUUCGCACUUUUUCUUCACUGAAAAGUUAGUUUCAUGUACCAUUUAUCCAGAUCCAAUAUACAUCACCAUCUUGAAAUACAUUUUUCUCUAAAUUCUACUGGAGAUUAUCCUUCAAAUUGCUACUGGAGCAUGAACAUUUUGUAGGGCUGCUAGAAUCUGCUUUCCGCGUUUUGCACUUUUUCUUAGCUGAAGGGUUUUUCAUGAACCAUUUUGUAUGUACUCUCAUCUUGACUUACGCCAUCUUGAAAUGUAUUUUUCUCUAGAUUCUACCGGAGAUUUUACUUCAAACUACAACAGGAGCAUGAGCACUUGUAGGGCUGCUCGAAUCUGCUUUCCGCGUUUCGCACUUUUUCUUAGCUGAAAUUUUUUUUUUCAUGUACCAUUUAUCCAGAUCCAAUAUACACCACCAUCUUAAAAUGCAUUUAUCUCUAAAAUCUACUGGAGAUUUUUCUUCAAAUUGCUACUGGAGCAUGAGCACUUGUAGGGCUGCUAGAACCUGCUUUCCGCGUUUUGCACUUUUGCUUACUCCCCCCCCCCCCUCCGUGAGCGAACAAAAAAUUUUGUUCGCUCACGGAGGGGGGUUAAUUUUUUUUUUUUAAAACAAAUUUAUAUAUAAAUUUUAUAAAAAAUAUUUUUUUCGAAAUUUAAAACAAUCCUAAUUUGCAAAAAUUGGGAAGCAAAUAUUAAUUUAAUUUGCAAAAUUUAUGUUUUAAAACGCAAAUUUGUUUAAAAUUAAACAGAAUUAGCUCUAGAUUUCAUUAUACUAAUUAUCACUUAUAUAUCAAAAUUUUUUUUUCCAUUAAAAUUUUUUCUAUUAAAAAAAUUUUUGUUCACUCACGGAGGGUGGGUUUUUGGUCAAAAAAUGGCGAUUUUUCUAAUGGUUUUGUUCGCUCACGGAGGGGGGGGGGGAGUUAGCUGAAAAGUUAGUUUCAUGUACUAUUUAUCCCAAGCCCAAUAUAUAUCACCAUCUUGAAAUGCAUUUAUCUCUAAAUUCUACUGGAGAUUUUUCUUCAAAAUUGUUCUAGAGCCUGAGCACUUGCAGGGCUGCUUGAAUCUACUUUCCGCGUUUGCACUUAAUAAAAUUUCGAUGAAUAGCUCAAUACUUCUUUUUAUUUUAAGAGUAAAUUCUGUUGAGCUAAACAUUUCACUUUGAGAUAAACUUGACAAUCAGAUUCUGUUAUUUUGGAUUUGAAUAAGGCCGAAUAGAUCAGGAUUGAUUAAACAUAAUCAUACUUGAAUUUGAAUUCACAAAUCGUAAAAUUAGAGGAAUUUGGUUCAUAGUAAUGAGUGUGUCGUCAGAUUCCAUAUUUAAUAUUUCAAUUUUAAAAUGGCUAGCUAAAACAAUUAGGUUUGUCAAAAUUUUAAUAAAAUGGAAUCAACACACCAAUCUCAAACGGGCCAGGAGGUAAAAGUAACAAAGUUCUUGCUUUCUCAAGCAGCAGGCAAUUACGACAAAGGAAUCUUAUAACACUUUAGUGGUUUUAAAAAAAGCAAAUCUAGCAUUUAUCGACCUAGUUAAGGUACUCAGUAUUUUCUUCUUGCGCCGCAAAACCCGUUUUGUAUAGGAAAUAGGCUUCGCCGUCAAUCCCAAACCUCAUCGCUUUCAACGCAAAUACCCGAAAAAAGCUAUAACAUGCUGAUGAUUUAUAAUAGACACACUGAUAGGCAUGAAAGAGAAAGGGUGGAGAAGUUGGAAUGGAUGGAUGAGUUUGAAGAGUGGAAUAUGCUCAUGGAGCAUUACUGCAUGAUUAUUGGAUGCAAAGGGUCAGUUAAUUUAGCAUUUUAA